Molecule: messenger RNA, 10035 nt
Organism: Pungitius pungitius (ninespine stickleback)
Lineage: Eukaryota; Metazoa; Chordata; Actinopteri; Perciformes; Gasterosteidae
Gene: sptbn1
Product: spectrin, beta, non-erythrocytic 1
Exons: 43
Coding region: 582-7634 (2350 amino acids)
Biological process (GO): actin cytoskeleton organization; protein localization to plasma membrane
Cellular component (GO): spectrin; cortical actin cytoskeleton; cell junction
Molecular function (GO): structural constituent of cytoskeleton; actin filament binding; phospholipid binding
Source: RefSeq, a predicted model, not a curated record
GGGGGUGGGAUCCCUGACACAGGGAGGGAGCUGUGAUAUCUGAAGACGGUGACGGAUGGACGGGGACGGAACUGAAGGCAUGAUGCCGCCGCCGCGGUGCGUCUGCUGAGUCAGCGUUUCUCUGCUGCCACACUAGUGAAACAUUGAAAGGGAGAGAGAGAGAGACUCUGCAGUUGGUCCCCUGUGUCGCUCGCCCUCCCAAACUCUCUCUCAGUCCUGCUGCCCUGGAAGCGUUGAGGAGGAGACUUCAACAAGCUGGACUCUUUCUAGUUCACAUUGUUCCCUCACAGGCUCAUUUAUUCAUGUGGAAACUCUUGAGAUCCGGACACUAAUGUAAACUCGAGCGGAGCUUCACACUGCCUGAAACCCAAGUUUUUUUUUCUUUCGUUUUUUUUUUCCUGUCCUGCUGAAGCUCAACCUCUUCACCCCCGACUCUGGAAUCCCUCACUCCAGGACUCGACUCGAUCCGCCUGGAAGCUCCGGUUCACUUCUCCUCGAUGCCGCUCGUGGACUAGUUCCACCUGAACCUCCCACCGCUCUCUCGCUCUCGCUCUCUCUCUCUCGCUCUCUGGGGUCCCAGCAUGGAGCUCCAGAGCGCCGCCGCCGCCGCCGGCCUCCCCGGCCCCCUCUCGCCGGCUCUGGACUACGCCGGCCCGUCUCACACCCCCAGCCCCAUCGGGGGGCCCGGCCCCGGCUUCUCGGGCCAGGCCGCCUUCAACUACAACCAGCUGGAGGGCAGGUUUAAGCAGCUCCAAGAUGAGCGUGAGGCGGUGCAGAAGAAGACCUUCACCAAGUGGGUGAACUCCCACCUGUCCAGAGUCUCCUGCAGGAUCACCGACCUCUACAUGGACCUGAGGGACGGACGCAUGCUCAUCAAGCUGCUGGAGGUCCUGUCCGGAGAGAAACUGCCCAAACCCACCAAGGGUCGGAUGAGGAUCCACUGCCUGGAGAACGUGGACAAGGCUCUGCAGUUCCUGAAGGAGCAGAGGGUCCACCUGGAGAACAUGGGCUCCCACGACAUCGUCGACGGCAACCACCGCCUGGUCCUGGGCCUCAUCUGGACCAUCAUCCUCCGCUUCCAGAUCCAGGACAUCAGCGUGGAGACGGAGGACAACAAGGAGAAGAAGUCGGCCAAAGACGCCCUGCUGCUCUGGUGUCAGAUGAAGACCGCGGGGUAUCCGAAUGUCAACAUCCACAACUUCAGCACCAGCUGGAGGGACGGGAUGGCCUUCAACGCCAUCAUCCACAAACACAGACCGGACCUGAUCGACUUUGAUAAGCUGAAGAAAUCAAACGCUCACCACAACCUGCAGAAUGCGUUCAACCUAGCCGAGCAGCACCUGGGCCUCACCAAGCUGCUGGAUGCUGAGGACAUCAGUGUGGACCACCCCGAUGAGAAGUCCAUCAUCACCUACGUGGUGACCUACUACCACUACUUCUCCAAGAUGAAGGCGCUGAAGGUGGAGGGGAAGCGAAUCGGAAAGGUUCUGGACAACGCCGUCGAGACGGAGAAGAUGAUCGAGAAGUACGAGUCUCUGGCGUCGGACCUGCUGGAGUGGAUCGAGCAGACCAUCAUCAUCCUCAACAACAGGAAGUUUGCCAACUCUCUGGUGGGCGUCCAGCAGCAGCUGCAGGCCUUCAACACCUACCGCACAGUGGAGAAACCCCCAAAGUUCACGGAGAAGGGGAACCUGGAGGUUCUUCUGUUCACCAUCCAGAGUAAGAUGAGGGCCAACAACCAGAAGGUUUACACUCCUCGAGAGGGCAAGCUCAUCUCCGACAUCAACAAGGCAUGGGAGCGUCUGGAGAAGGCGGAGCACGAGCGGGAGCUGGCUCUGAGGACGGAGCUGAUCCGUCAGGAGAAGCUGGAGCAGCUCGCCCGGCGCUUCGACCGCAAGGCGGCCAUGAGGGAGACGUGGCUGAGCGAGAACCAGCGGCUGGUCUCCCAGGAUAACUUUGGAUUUGACCUCCAGGCCGUAGAGGCUGCUACUAAGAAACAUGAAGCCAUAGAAACGGACAUAGCGGCCUACGAGGAGCGAGUUCAGGCGGUGGUUUCCGUGGCCAAGGAGAUGGAGUCUGAGAAUUACCACGACAUCAAACGCAUCACGGCCAGGAAGGACAACGUGAUCCGACUGUGGGAGUACCUGCUGGAGCUGCUGAAGGCCCGCAGGCUGAGGCUGGAGCUGACCCUGGGCCUGCAGAGGGUCUUCCAGGAGAUGCUCUACAUCAUGGACUGGAUGGACGAGAUGAAGAUGAUGCUGCUCUCUCAGGAUUACGGGAAACACCUGCUGGGUGUGGAGGACCUGCUGCAGAAACACGCCCUGGUGGAGGCCGACAUCAGCAUCCAGGCCGACCGCGUCCGAAACGUCAACCGCAACGCUCAGAAGUUUGCCGACGACAUGGACGGUUACAAGCCCUGUGACCCUCAGAUCAUCAGGGAUCGGGUCGCUCACAUGGAUUUCUGCUACCAGGAGCUGAGUCAGCUGGCGGCUGAGCGGAGGGGUCGCCUCGAAGAGUCCCGCCGCCUCUGGAAGUUCUUCUGGGAAAUGGCCGAAGAGGAGGGCUGGAUCAGGGAGAAGGAGCAGAUCCUCUCCUCCGAGGAUUAUGGGAAGGAUCUGACGGGAGCGCUCCGUCUGCUGAGUCAGCACAAAGCCUUCGAGGACGAGAUGAGCGGGCGAGCCGCCCACCUGCAGCAGACGAUCAAACAGGGCGAGGAGCUGGUGGCCAACAACCACUUUGGAGCCGACAAGAUCAAGGAGCGCAUCCAGGACAUCCAGGAGCAGUGGGCGGCUCUGGAGCGUCUCUCCGCCGUCCGUAAAGCUCGUCUGCAGGAGGCCUGCAACCAGCACCAGUUUCAGGCCGACGCCGACGACAUCGACACGUGGAUGCUGGACGUGCUGCGCAUCGUCUCCAGCGUGGACGUCGGCCACGACGAGUUCUCCACGCAGGCCCUGGUGAAGAAACACAAGGACGUGGCCGAGGAGAUCGGAAGCUACCGGCCCGUCAUCGAGGCGCUCCACGAGCAGUCCGGCACGCUGCCGCCCGAGAAGGCCAAGUCCGAGGAGGUCCAGAGCCGGCUGGCGGGCAUCGAGGAGCGCUACAAGGAGGUGGUGGAGCUGACGCGCCUCCGGAAGCAGGCGCUGCAGGACGCCCUGGCGCUCUACAAGAUGCUGAGCGAGGCCAGCGCCUGCGAGGUGUGGAUCGACGAGAAGGAGCAGUGGCUCAACAGCAUGGACAUCCCCGAGAAGCUGGAGGACCUGGAGGUGGUGCAGCACCGCUUUGAGAGUCUGGAGCCGGAGAUGAACAACCAGGCGUCCCGAGUUGCCGUGGUGAACCAGGUUGCUAGGCAACUGAUCCACUGCGGACAUCCCAGCGAGAAGGAGAUCAAGACCCAGCAGGACAAACUCAACACCAGGUGGAGUCAGUUCAGAGACCUGGUGGACCAGAAGAAGGACAGUCUGAGCUCCGCCCUGGGAGUCCAGAACUACCACCUGGAGUGCAACGAGACCAAGUCCUGGAUCAAAGAGAAGACCAAGGUGAUCGAGUCCACCCAGGAGCUCGGGAACGACCUGGCCGGCGUCAUGGCGCUGCAGAGGAAGCUGACGGGGAUGGAGCGCGACCUGGCCGCCAUCGAGGACAAGCUGGGCGACCUGGGGAAGGAGGCGGAGCGCCUGGCCUCGGAGCACCCGGAUCAGUCGGAGGCCAUCAAGGGCCGCCUGGCCGGGAUCACCGCCGUCUGGGACGAGAUGAAGGACACCAUGAAGAACCGGGAGGAGUCUCUGGGCGAGGCCAGCAAGCUGCAGCAGUUCCUGCGCGACCUGGACGACUUCCAGUCGUGGCUGUCGCGCACGCAGACGGCCAUCGCCUCCGAGGACAUGCCCAACACGCUGGCCGAGGCCGAGAAGCUGCUGGCCCAGCACGAGAACAUCAAGAACGAAAUCCGCAACUACGAGGAGGACUACCAGAAGAUGCGGGACAUGGGCGAGACGGUGACGCAGGGCCAGACGGACGCGCAGUACAUGUUCCUGCGCCAGCGGCUGCAGGCGCUGGACACCGGCUGGAACGAGCUGCACAAGAUGUGGGAGAACCGGCAGAACCUGCUGUCCCAGUCGCACGCCUACCAGCUGUUCCUCAGGGACACCAAGCAGGCCGAGGCCUUCCUCAACAACCAGGAGUACGUGCUGGCCCACACCGAGAUGCCCGGCACCCUGGAGGCCGCCGAGGCCGCCAUCAAGAAGCAGGAGGACUUCAUGACCACCAUGGACGCCAACGAGGAGAAGAUCGGCGGCGUGGUCGACACCGGGCGCCGCCUGGUCACCGACGGCAACAUCAACGCGGAGCGCGCCCAGGAGAAGGUGGACUCCAUCGACCAGAGACACAAGAAGAACCGAGCGGCCGCCAGCGACCUGCUGACCAGGCUGAAGGACAACAGAGACCUGCAGAGGUUCCUGCAGGACUGCCAGGAGCUGUCCCUGUGGAUCAACGAGAAGAUGCUGACGGCCCAGGACAUGUCCUACGACGAGGCCAGGAACCUCCACAGCAAGUGGCUGAAGCACCAGGCCUUCAUGGCCGAGCUGCAGUCCAACAAGGAGUGGCUGGACAAGAUCGACAAGGACGGGCAGGCGCUGAUGGCGGAGAAGCCCGAGACGGAGGACAUGGUGAAGGAGAAGCUGUCGUCCCUGAAGACCAUGUGGGAGGAGCUGGAGUCCACCACCCAGACCAAGGCCAAGUGCCUGUUCGACGCCAACAAGGCGGAGCUCUUCACCCAGAGCUGCGCCGACCUCGACAAGUGGCUGGCCGGCCUGGACGGGCAGCUGCAGUCCGACGACUACGGCAAAGACCUGACCUCCGUCAACAUCCUGCUGAAGAAGCAGCAGAUCCUGGAGAGCCAGGUGGAGGUGCGUCAGAAGGAGGUGGGGGAGCUGCAGGGCCAGUCGCAGGCCCUCAGCCGCGAGGGGAAAGGCUCCGACGAGGUGGACGGCCAGAGGAUCAGCGUGGAGAAGAAGUUCCAGUCCCUCCAGGACCCCCUGAAGAAGAGAAGGGACAACCUCAUGGCCUCCCGCGAGAUCCACCAGUUCAACCGGGACGUGGAAGACGAGAUCCUGUGGGUUGAGGAGAGGAUGCCUCUGGCCACGUCCACCGACCACGGCAACAACCUGCAGACCGUCCAGCUGGCCAUCAAGAAGAACCAGACCCUGCAGAAGGAGAUCGUGGGCCACCAGCCGCGCUACGACGACAUCUUCCAGCGCAGCCAGCACGUCCUGCGGGAGAACGGCCCCACGGCCGAGCUGAUCCGCCGGCGCCUCGCCGAGCUGCAGUCGCUGUGGGAGCAGAUCAGGAAGGAGACUGAGAAGCGCCACACGAGGCUCAGCGAGGCCCACGAGGCCCAGCAGUACUACUUCGACGCCGCCGAGGCCGAGGCCUGGAUGAGCGAACAGGAGCUCUACAUGAUGUCCGAGGAGAAGGCCAAGGACGAGCAGAGCUCGGUGGCCAUGCUGAAGAAGCAUCAGAUCCUGGAGCAGGCGGUGGAGGACUACGCAGACACCGUCCAUCAGCUGUCCGGCACCAGCCGCGGCCUGGUGGCCGCCGAGCACCCCGACAGCGAGCGGAUCGGCAUGCGUCAGUCUCAGGUGGACAAGCUGUACGCCGGGCUCAAGGACCUGUCGGAGGAGCGCCGGGGGAAGCUGGACGAGCGCUUGCGUCUCUUCCAGCUGAACCGGGAGGUGGACGACCUGGAGCAGUGGAUCGCCGAGAGGGAGGUGGUGGCCGGAUCCCACGAGCUGGGACAGGACUACGAGCACGUCACCAUGCUGCAGGAACGUUUCCGAGAAUUUGCCCGCGACACGGGGAACAUCGGCCAGGAGCGCGUGGACACCGUCAACCUGCAGGCGGACGAGCUGAUCAACACCGGCCACGGCGACGCCGCCACCAUCGCCGAGUGGAAGGACGGCCUGAACGAGGCCUGGGCCGACCUGCUGGAGCUCAUCGACACCCGGACGCAGAUCCUCGCCGCCUCCUUUGAGCUGCACAAGUUCUACCACGACGCCAAGGAGAUCCUGCACCGCAUCCUGGACAAGCACAAGAAGCUGCCCGAGGAGCUGGGCCGCGACCAGAACACGGUGGAGACGCUGCAGAGGAUGCACACCACCUUCGAGCACGACAUCCAGGCCCUGGGGACGCAGGUGCGCCAGCUUCAGGAGGACGCCGUUCGCCUGCAGUCCGCCUACGCUGGAGAUAAAGCCGACGACAUUCAGAAGCGAGAAGGAGAGGUCCUCGAGGCCUGGAAGAACCUGCUGGAGGCGGCGGAGGGCCGGCGGGUGAAGCUGGUCGAGACCGGAGACAAGUUCCGCUUCUUCAGCAUGGUGCGCGACCUGAUGCUGUGGAUGGAGGACGUCAUCCGCCUGAUCGAGGCCCAGGAGAAGCCCAGGGACGUGUCGUCUGUUGAGCUGCUGAUGAACAACCACCAGGGCAUCAAGGCGGAGAUCGACGCCCGCAACGACAGCUUCACCGCCUGCAUCGAGCUGGGCAAAGCCCUGCUGGCCAGGAAGCACUACGCUUCAGAGGAGAUUAAAGAGAAGUUGUUACAGUUGACGGACAAGAGGAAAGACAUGAUUGACAAGUGGGAGGACCGAUGGGAGUGGCUGAGACUGGUCCUGGAGGUGCACCAGUUCUCCCGGGACGCCGGCGUGGCCGAGGCCUGGCUGCUGGGUCAGGACCCCUACCUGUUCAGCAGGGAGAUGGGCCAGAGCGUGGACGAGGUGGAGAAACUCAUCAAGCGCCACGAGGCCUUCGAGAAGUCUGCCGCCACCUGGGAGGAGCGCUUCUCCGCUCUGGAGAGGCUGACCACGAUGGAGUUAUUGGAAGUGCGAAGAAUGCAAGAGGAAGAAGAGAAGAGGAGACAACCUCCGCCCACUGAGGCGCAGCCCGGCGACGCUGCAGCUCAGCACAGGGAGGGCGAGCUGCUGUCUCAGAACGGGCUGCCGUCGGAUCAGGAGUCUGCCAGGGACAACGUGGACGCCGGGGAGGCGGUGAACGGGGCGUCGGAGCCGAGCCCCUCGGGGUCUCCCGGGGCGCCUCGCAAGGGCAAGGUCAGCCAGGCGGCGACCCUGCCGGCCAAGUCCCAGCCGGAGGCCCCCACCUCCCAGCUGGAGGGCUUCCUGCACCGCAAGCACGAGUGGGAGGGACACAACAAGAAGGCUUCCAGCAGGUCGUGGCACAACGUGUACUGUGUGAUCAACCAGCAGGAGAUGGGCUUCUACAAGGACCAGAAGAGCGCCGCUCAGGGGAUUCCCUACCACAGCGAGAUCCCCGUCCCCCUGAAGGACGCCGUCUGCGAGGUGGCGCUGGACUACAAGAAGAAGAAACACGUCUUCAAGCUCAAGAUCACUGAUGGGAAUGAGUAUCUCUUCCAAGCCAAAGAUGACGAGGAGAUGAACACGUGGUUAUCGGCCAUCUCGACCGCCAUGGUGGGCGAGAAGUCGGAGGUGACUCCCAGCAGCCACAGCACGCCCGCCCCCCCCGCCGCACGCGCUCAGACGCUGCCGGCCUCCGUCGCCACGGCAGCCGAGUCCAGCCCGGGCAAACGAGAGAAAGACAAGGAGAAACGCUUCAGUCUCUUCAGCAAGAAGAAGUAGACGCUCCUCCUUCCCUCCCCCCCCCCCCUCCUCCUCUUCCUCCUCAUUCCUCUGGUGCUGUUUGGGGUCGCUCCUCAUUAUCGAUCCUCCUCCUGUCAAAUAUUAGUGGAGGAAGUCUGUGUCUAUUGAGCGAAUAUUAGAUUUAGUCAGCUCCUAGCAACUAAAGUAACAACUAAAAACGAUCAACUGCUCCACGUGUAGUUAAAUUUACUUCUAAAUGGAUUGAAAUGUACUCAAAACCGUUCAAAAGUGUGUUAUUAAUGUGAUGAAAUAAAAAAAAAAAAACACGGUGAGCCGAUGAGGAAAAAGAUGCUUCGAUGCGACGGUUCCAACGUAAUCAGUUGCUUCGUCGAAUGAAAUCCCAAACAGCCUCGUUCUCUUCUAUUUCUUUCUUCCUCCUCCUCUUCCUCCUCCUCUUCCUCUCUCAAAGCGUGACUCCAGCAUGCAAGCUCCGAGCCAAAACUCUCCACUCUGUGCCUAUCAACCGCCCGGUCCGGCUCAGAGCGUCAGUUACAGCUACAAACACACCGACCCGUGUCCUCUGUUCAACCUUUUUGUGAGAUACGGAGCAAAUGAAAAGAGAUCGGAUCGAAAGAAAACCAAUUUCAAAAUAAAAGGGGUCUUGCGGACGCUUUAGAUUGAGUUUGCCGCUGAAAAACAACAACAACAACAACGCUGUAGAGGAUUUCCCACAAUAUUCCCCUUUAUUAUUCUUAUUGCUAUUAUUUGUGUUUUCUAUCUGCUUCUGCUCCCCCCCCCCCCUCAUCCCAGCUUCUCAUCGACUACUGCCUUUGGUGGGUUGUGUUUGAGCUCCCGAGUCGUCUCUGUUCCUCUGUUGGUUUCUUUUGGGACGUUGUAGUUUAGUUCCUGGUAGGGUCCAUCCUCAGUUUUUGCGAGGCUUUGUCUUUGCAAGAUGACGUGUAUCCCUCUGUAGUGGGGAAAACUGAGACCACAGCGGGGUAACCCUCCGAAAUUACAAGUUUUUUCAAUUUCAGCUAAAAUGCCUAAAACGAUGUAAAAAAAAAAAAGUGCCGAAAAUGUGAGGAGAGCAGUUUAAAGUUUAAAGAGUUCAAAGUACAAAACGGACCGCAUUCUGUGCACUGAAUAACUCUGCUUUCUGUUUCCAUUUUUGCAAUAAAACCUGAAAAGCUUAUUAUCAUCACUAUGUUCUGGUGCUGACUAAUUCCUGCAGCGUAAAGUGGCUGUAAUUUGGAGAGUUACCCUGCGGUGCUUUGAAUUGUAUGUAUAACUUGUGUAUAACAAACUGUUAAAAAAAUAAACCUGUGUUUUUAAUUUCACCAAUAUUUACUGCUAAUAAGACGUACAAACCGUAAUAAGCUUCAUUUGAGUAUAUUCUUUAAUCUUAACCAAUCUGAAUGAAGGAGCCAUUGAGCCUCUGUGGGGGAAUAAAUAACUAAGACCAGUAAGAAUGUUUGUGAACUCAAACUUUUAGGUUUCCAGUAAGAUUUGUUUGAUCCCUGGUUACAUUUUUGAAAAACAUUCAUUUACACCUUCUUUUAGUUCUUUUUAUUUCCUCCACAAUGUAUUUUCUGUUUCCCAGUUAAACUGUCUUAAGGUUUAUUUAGUCUGAGUAUGGAGACGUAGAUGUACUAUGAAAAACAAAUGACUUUAAGCAUUGCUGUUAAGUGGACAAGUUGCUUCUAAAAAGCAUUUACUGGAAGUGAGACGUGUUGCAGAAUAAUGGUCGCUUGCUUGUUGGCUUCAGCUCUCCGUUUUGAUUUUUUUUUUUUUUUUCCCCCCAGACUUUUGCCACCAAUGAAGAGAAAACCUUUAUGCUUCACGCAGAAGUUCUUUAGUGACAAAAUGAACCCCGAGAUUCGCCCAGUUAAACAUCUGCUGGUUGAGAUUUGAGAGCAUUAUUUGAUCUCCACAUGUGAACAGCCUUCCUGACGCAUGUGAUGGUUUAAAUGAGCAUGCCGGAGUUUGUCUCCCUGCCUACUAAAUGUACACUUUGUUUUCUACAGAAACGUGUUCCUCAAUCCACAAAAUCGGCCCAAACUGAUUGAAGCUUGAAUUUGGUUUUGUGCUCCAUGUAAUUUUGUCAUUAAACAACUUCCACACCUGCGAGUAAAGUGGAAGCAAAAAUCAGCAGGAAUGAGCCCCCCCCCCAAAGAGUGAGAGCUGGGUGCGUUUGUUUUGCUCCACAGCCGGCGGCGGUGGUGGGGGGGGGGGGGGGGGUUGUUCUGGUUUGUUGGUGGAACACCUGAAGUAACCCGAGAAACGCUUCACUUCCUGUUCUUCGUUUUCUUUACGCUGCGUCCUCUGGCGGUUUGAUAAGUAAUAGUGUGCAUUCCUCCGUCACUGUAACCAUAGUAAUGAGAUAUUUCUUCAUAUUGCACAAUCAGUAAUGCCACAAUUGGGGUGGGCGGGGCCGGGUGGG